Molecule: messenger RNA, 2250 nt
Organism: Ceraceosorus guamensis
Lineage: Eukaryota; Fungi; Basidiomycota; Exobasidiomycetes; Ceraceosorales; Ceraceosoraceae
Product: MBOAT-domain-containing protein
Exons: 4
Coding region: 1-2250 (749 amino acids)
Biological process (GO): ergosterol metabolic process
Cellular component (GO): endoplasmic reticulum membrane
Molecular function (GO): ergosterol O-acyltransferase activity
Source: RefSeq, a predicted model, not a curated record
AUGUCGACUCUGGGCAACAAGCUGCGAAACAGGCUGUCCGGUUCGCACAGGCGUGCUUCUCGGACAGGACUCACGCCCGAGCCCGACACGAAAGAGAACAUUCAACCUCUCACGCCGUCGCACUCGCAGUCACAGUCACAAGCCGACGGCGACAAAGCAUCGGUAAAAGUUCCAAAAGUUCUGGUGAAUGGGGCAAGCGCAUCCGAAGCUUUGGAAUCGACCAAUACGCAUACAUCGGCAGAAACGGCAGCGAGGCCUGAAUUGCAAGAUCGUUUGGACUCGACCAUCUCUGCGGCCGCCAGUGCUGCUACUGCGAGCACCAUCAGCACUGGGGAACCUCCGGCAGAGAUUAGCACGACUGUCACUACAGAAGUAGUGCGUCCUGGCACUCAAGCGGGCGAAGCAGAUGUUGUGAAAGAGGAAACGCUGUCUCAGAGCCACACCACCCAAGUCACGCACCUCAACGCUUCAGACGUCAAGCACGAAGUCGGCAAGGAUGGUUCGAUCGUGCUGAAACCGCUUGAAGCGGCGUCGUCCCGCCACAAAAAGCGAGGCAAAAAGAUUCGCGCUUUGGUCACCUUUGUCCCUCGUGAAUCCAAGUUUGACCGGUACAACGCCGAGUCGGCAGGAGAUCCCUUCCGCGGCUUCUAUGUGCUCUUCUGGAUCUCCCUCUUCCUGCUCAUGCUGGACACGUUCUACACCUCUUGGGCAUCCACUGGACAAUUCAUCUCCUUGGCUUUCGCGACUCUUUUCAGCAAAGAUGCGGGUGUGCUAGUCUUGAGCGAUGCAGCUCUGGUCGGAAGCACCUUCAUAUGCGUCCCUUUUGCAAUCAUGCUCAAGCGAGGUUGGUUCAGCUACUGGCCUUCUUUGAUCUGGCUCCAACACGCCUGGCAGAGCGUGCUCCUGGGCGGGGUUAUCAAGUGGACCCAGUAUCGGGACUGGCCAUGGGUUCAAUCGGGCUUCAUGACGCUGCACACGCUCAGCAUGAUGAUGAAGGUGCAUUCCUACUGCGCCGUCAAUGGCGCCAUGGCCGACUCCUUCUGGAAAAUGCGUCGAGUGGAACGUCAGCUGGAAGAGAGAGUUGCUGAGAUUGCCAGAGAUGCUGCGCCACAUGAAAGCACUCGCAUCUCGCAAGAAGCGUGGAACGUGGCGCUUGCGGAGGCCUCAAAAUCCCAAGCGGGUACAAAUGGGUACGGCGUCAAUGGCAUCAAAGCGGAGAGAGUGGAGGACUCGGCGGCAGCGUCUGCAUCGCUCUCUGCAGCAGACGAGAACGUCUGGGCAAGUCUGGAGGCUCAGCGAGGCUCUUCGAGGCUCAGGCAUAGUAAUAAUGCCAGCGUGCUCAAGAGGCGAACAACCAGCGGCCCUACAAGUCCCGGUUCUCACUCGUCGCAAGCGCCUGUCGGCAGCAAAGGCGGCGCAGCGGGAGAUACAACCACUGUGAGGGAUCCUCACCCCCUCGCGUUCCACCCUGACCCGGUUGUCAGCAAGCUUGCCAAAGACAUUGAAGAGUUGCGCGAGGAGCUGCUUUCUAGCGAUCCUGACGAGUCUGGCGAGCACGUCUCUUGGCCGCAGAACGUAACCUUUCGCAACUUUUUCGACUAUCUCUGCUGCCCCACGCUGGUGUACGAGCUCUCUUAUCCUCGUGUUAAAACCAUUCGCCCCUCCUACCUGCUUGAAAAGGCUCUAGCAGGCGUGGGCACGUUUUGCGUCAUCUACGUCAUCACAGAACACUGGAUCAUGCCCCAUCAACCUGCAGCGGGAACCUCGCUCGCCAAGACCUUUUUCGCCUUGGCCGUACCCAUGCUCGUCAACUACCUUCUCAUCUUCUUCGUCAUGUUCGAAUGCGCCCUGGCGUUCGCUGGGGAAGCGACGCGAUUUGCUGAUCGAGAAUUCUACUUGGACUGGUGGAACAGUCGAAGCAUGGAUGAGUUCAGUCGAAAGUGGAACAAGCCCGUGCACACCUUUCUCCUCCGGCAUGUGUACGCCCACUCGAUAACUGCGGGCGUAAGCAAACAGUUGGCGCUAUUCCUGACCUUUUUGCUCUCUGCACUUCUUCACGAGCUCGUCAUGGCCAUCGUCAGCGGCAAGAUACGGGGCUACCUGUUUGCCAUGCAGAUGGCGCAGAUUCCUCUGAUCGCCAUCAGCCAGAUACCCUGGGUCAAACAGAGACCUACCCUCGGCAACGCCUUCUUCUGGAUAUCCCUCGCCAUCGGCUUUGUCACCCUCGACAUUUGCUACAUUAUGUACUGA